This is a messenger RNA of Dromaius novaehollandiae (emu), 9668 nucleotides long. Its product is annotated as transient receptor potential cation channel subfamily M member 6. Bases 253 to 6369 code for a protein of 2038 amino acids. The transcript is spliced from 40 exons. Lineage: Eukaryota; Metazoa; Chordata; Aves; Casuariiformes; Dromaiidae. Gene Ontology annotation, cellular component: plasma membrane; apical plasma membrane. Gene Ontology annotation, molecular function: monoatomic cation channel activity; protein serine/threonine kinase activity; ATP binding. Gene Ontology annotation, biological process: protein tetramerization; metal ion transport; monoatomic cation transmembrane transport. The record is from RefSeq and is a predicted model, not a curated record.
UAGCACUGUUUCCAUUAGUUACAAUUGGAAAGCAAGCUUUAUCUGAUUGUGUGUUGGAUGGAAAUCUCGACCUGUGGCUGAAGGCUACUUGAAAUGUAUUCGUUAAACAUGGGGAUGAAAAAGGAUGUGGAAAGCAGGAAGUCUGAAGUGCUACUUCUAAAGGGCUUCCAAGAACUGAGCUGGCCUCACUGCUGUUGAAAUAACAACUUAAACACUGGGAAGACAGGAUAUAUGACAAAAGAAGCUUAAAGGAUGGACAAGCAAGAUAUCUCUGAUCUUCAGUCCCCAAAGUCUUGGAUUGAAGAGGUCUUCAGUAAGAGAGAAUGUGCCAACAUCAUUCCCAGUUCAAAAGACCCUCACAGAUGUUCUGCAGGAUGCCAGAUAUGCCAGAAUUUAAUCAGGUGUUGCUGUGGACGGCUGAUUGGAGAUCACCCAGAGAUAGACUGUAACUGGCCGAUCUAUGAGGCUGCCCUGCAGAAAGGUGAUGAAGAAUGGUCUGUGAAAAAACACACAAAGACGAGUCCAACUGAUGCAUUUGGGACAAUCAAUUUCCAAGAUGGAGAUCAUACUUACCAUGCCAAGUAUAUUAGACUCUCUUAUGACAGCAAUUUGGACCAGCUGUUGCACCUGAUGGUUAAAGAAUGGCAGAUGGAAUUGCCAAAGCUAGUGAUAUCUGUUCAUGGAGGCAUUCAAAAUUUCAAGCUUCCCUCGAAGGUCAAACAGGUUUUCAGCAAAGGAUUGGUCAAGGCUGCUGAGACUACGGGAGCAUGGAUACUUACAGAAGGCAUCAAUAGCGGAGUGUCUAGGCAUGUGGGGGAUGCCCUGAAAGGCCGUGCCUCCCCGUACCUGCAGAAGAUCUGUGCCGUUGGGAUCCCUCCCUGGGGCAUCAUCGAGAACCAGAGGGACCUCAUUGGAAAAGAUGUAGUUUGCCUGUACCAGACUCUUGGUAAUCCACUCAGCAAGCUGAGUCCCCUCAACAGCAUGCAUUCUCAUUUCCUAAUGGCAGAUGAUGGGACAGUAGGCAAGUAUGGGAAUGAAAUGACGCUCAGGAGGAAUUUGGAGAAGUACAUAUCACUUCAAAAAAUACACACAAGAAUGGGCCAAGGUGUACCUGUAGUUGGGUUGGUGGUGGAAGGAGGCCCCAAUGUGAUCCUAACGGUGUGGGAGUACGUGAGGGCCAGUCCAGCUGUCCCCGUGGUGGUCUGUGAGGGCACUGGCAGAGCUGCAGAUAUCCUGGCUUUUACCCACAAACACACGGGUGAUACGGGGGAGCUGCGCCCUCAAGUGAAGGAGGAGGUUUUAGUAAUGAUCCAAAACACCUUUAAUUUGGGGCAGAAACAGUCCAGCCACUUAUGUCACAUUUUGAUGGAGUGCAUGGAGCGCAGGGAAUCCAUAACCAUAUUUGAUGCGGAGUCUGAGGAACAGCAGGACAUUGAUUUGGCAAUUCUGACUGCACUCCUGAAAGGUACAAAUAUGUCUGCUUCAGAUCAGCUGGAUUUGGCGUUGGCCUGGAACCGGCUGGAUAUUGCCAAGAAACAUAUAUUGGUUUACGGACAACACUGGAAGGUUGGUGCCUUGGAACAAGCAAUGCUGGAUGCUUUAGUGAUGGACCGUGUGGAUUUUGUGAAGCUGUUAAUAGAGCAUGGAGUGAAUAUGCACCGUUUUCUUACCAUAUCUCGAUUGGAAGAGCUUUACAAUACAAAACAAGGACCAUCAAAUCUGCUGCUGCAUCACUUAGUUCGAGAUGUGAAACAGAGUACCCUUCCAUUGGAUUAUAAGAUAUCACUGAUUGAUAUUGGGCUGGUGAUAGAGUACCUCCUUGGUGGAGCUUAUCGGAGCAGCUACACAAGGAAACAUUUCAGAAUCCUGUACAACGAUCUCUACAGAAAACACAAGAGAGUGCUUUCCAGUUUUUCUCAGAGCCUGUCUCAUCAUUCCCUUCAUCACAGUAAUCACAUGGGUAGCAGAAUGGGAUCCGCUGAACAUACUUUGCAUUCUCAGUUCUUCAGAACCGCACAGCCUUACAAAUGCAAGGAAAGAUCCACUGCUUUCCAUAAGUCUAAGAAGAAGUCGAAAGAGUUUAUAAACUUCGCAGAAGACUAUGAGUCAUUUGGCUUUAUUUACCCCUAUAAUGACCUCUUGGUUUGGGCAGUAUUAAUGAAAAGGCAGAAGAUGGCAAUGUUCUUCUGGCAGCAUGGAGAGGAAGCCAUGGUCAAGGCCGUUGUGGCUUGCAAACUCUACCGGGCAAUGGCCCACGAAGCUAAGCAGAGCAACAUGGUGGACGACACUUCAGAGGAGCUUAAAAAGUACUCAAAGGAAUUUGGGCAGCUUGCCUUAGAUGUGCUGGAGAAAGCAUUCAAACAAAAUGAGCAGAUGGCCAUGAAGUUGUUGACCUAUGAACUGAAAAACUGGAGCAACUCAACUUGCUUAAAGCUGGCAGUGUCUGUGGGACUGCGGCCUUUUGUAUCUCAUACCUGCACACAGAUGCUGCUGACUGAUAUGUGGAUGGGACGCCUGAAGAUGCGGAAGAACUCCUGGUUUAAGGUCAUUGUAAGUAUUCUUCUGCCUCCCACCAUCUUGAUGCUGGAGUUUAAAAGCAAAGCAGAAAUGUCUCAUGUGCCUCAGUCUCAAGACUUCCAUCAGUUCACAUGGUACCAUGGGGAUGAGAGCCCAGCCAGCACUAAAGAUGCAUCAUCUCUGAAGGAUUAUGAUGUGGAGAAGGCACCUCAGAAGUCCGAUGAAAGCCACGUGGACAGCGGACAAGGAAGCCUUCCUGGAACUAGAAAAAUCUAUGAAUUCUACAAUGCACCAAUUGUCAAGUUCUGGUUUCACACGAUGGCGUACAUGGCUUUUCUCAUGCUUUUCACAUACACUGUGUUGGUGAAGAUGGAAGCGAGACCUAGUGGGCAAGAGUGGCUUGUUAUUGUUUAUAUUUUCAGCACUGCCAUCGAAAAAGUCAGAGAGGUAUUUAUUUCAGAGCCUGGAAAAUUCAGUCAAAAAGUGAAGGUGUGGAUUUAUGAAUACUGGAAUUUUACUGAUUCUAUAGCUAUCAUUCUGUUUAUGAUUGGGUUUGGCUUGCGCUGGUUCAACCCACCUGUUCGAACGGCAGGGCGGCUGCUUUACUGCUUGGAUAUAAUAUUUUGGUAUGCACGGCUCCUUGAUCUUUUUGCUGUGAAUCAGCAUGCUGGCCCAUACCUGACAAUGAUUGGGAAAAUGACAGCAAACAUGUUCUAUAUUGUGAUCAUGAUGGCCAUAGUCCUGUUGAGUUUUGGAGUGUCACGAAAGGCAAUCCUUUCACCAGAGGAGCCUCCUUCUUGGACUCUGGCACGAGAUAUUGUGUUUCAGCCCUACUGGAUGAUAUUUGGUGAAGUCUAUGCUGGAGAAAUAGAUGUCUGUGAAUCCAGCCAAGACUGUCCUCCUGGCUCCUUCCUUACGCCGUUCCUCCAAGCUGUGUACCUCUUUGUGCAGUACAUCAUCAUGGUCAACUUGCUCAUUGCUUUCUUUAAUAAUGUUUACUUUGACUUGAAAUCCAUAUCGAACAAGCUCUGGAAGUACAAUCGUUACCGCUACAUUAUGACCUACCAUGAGAAGCCAUGGCUGCCUCCACCUUUCAUCCUCCUGAGCCACAUUGGACUCCUCAUCAACUGCAUCUUCCACCAUCGGCCCCCAAAUGAGUUGGAUCAAGAGGAAGGCGAUGUUGGACUAAAGCUGUACCUGAGUGAUGAGGAGUUAAAGAAGCUCCAUGACUUCGAGGAGCAGUGUGUGGAAAAAUAUUUUCAUGAGAAGAAUGAAAGCUUGAGUUCCAGCGACAGUGAAAGGAUCCGUGUGACGACAGAAAGAGUGGAGGAGAUGUUUUUGCAGCUAAAAGAAGUACAUGAGAAGGUAUUUUAUAUCAAGGAAUCUUUAAUUUCCCUGGACAGCCAGCUAGGACAUUUGCAAGACCUGUCUGCCUUGACUGUGGACAUCCUGAAAGUGAUUUCGGCUGUAGACACCUUGCAGGUGGAAGAAGCCUUGCUGGCUGACAGAAAACAUCGAGCCUGUAGGAAGCUCCCCCAUAGCUGGAGCAAUGCGCUGUAUUCCAAGACUCUGAGCAGUCUGGAGGGUUUGCAUGAUAAGAAGUACAAUUACUACAGCAUGCCACCGUCCCUCUUGCGGAGCUUGGUGAGGAGUCAGUGGUCAUCAGAGUGUCGAGGCCAUGUUUUGAGGACUGAGGAUAGGAAGGCGGUGGAAGACAGCUCUCCAAGGAUAGAAAUAGAAAGUGACACGCUCACUUCAGGGGUAUCUUCUGAGACUAAGUCCACUCCUAGAUAUGGACAAUUUUUGCUGGUUCCUCCUGAGCAUCAAGGAGGGUCUUUCUCUGAGGAUGUCGGCUUGAAUUUGUCCUUUUCAAGCGCUCCUGACAAAUACAGGGAAGUCACAUUAGGGGACAAGCUGCAAAGCAGCAUUGAAGCACAGCAAAAUUUGAAGAGGGUCCAUCUCAGUGGAAAAGAGCCAGAAGAUUAUCGAUGGAGUCAGAGUGACUUUGUUACUCAUUUGCCAAGAGAAAAUUCUGAUGGUGUAGUGACUGAUUGUCCUAUAGGUCUCCAGCCAUUGCCACCUCUCUGUGAGAAUGCGACACCCUCAUGUGAUGACAGGGAAGAAACUGAAGGUGGUUAUGUGAACUGGGGAUUCUCUGAAGGUGAUGAAAAAGGGGUUUUGAGGAGGAAAGAAAAGAAGCCACUGUGCAUACAUUCCACCUAUAAUAGUGACUGCAAUUGCAUGGGCAGUCCUCCCAGGCAUGUCCAGAUAGAAGAAUCACAGUCUUUCUCCUAUAACUCCAGCAAGUCAAGAUACAGCAGUGAUGUCUGUCAGAACAAGCUGAAACGCAGCACCUCCUUCUGGAUCAGCCCACUCUGGAGGGACUGGAGUUUCUGCAGGAGCAACAGCUUGCAGUCCCAUAGGGAAGAGGAAAGAGAGAAAACCUGCAAGGCCAGAGGUGACUCCUCACUAUCUAGUGAGCUAUGCCACAGUGAGGCGACAAAAGCAAAACAACAAAACAGAUACAGAACGUCUCCGAGGGAAAAGAAGCAGCAAAAACUCCUUCAGGUGCCGGUGAUUACAGUGGAUGAUUGUCCCCAGAACACCCAAGUGAGUUCAGAACCUGUGGAGAGCAACGUCUGGAGUGAAGAAGAGAAACACAGCAAGAACUGGCUCACUGUGUCUAAUUUCAGCCAGCUAAGUUUGGAACGUCUCAGUUACAUGCACCAAAAAUUGAAAAAUCAAGAAGUUGAUAGGCAUACCAUACCAGUCUGUGAUUACCUGAGGCGUUCUCGAGAGGAUUGGAGUCAUAGCAUGUUUGGAAACACCCAGAAAAAUAAUCUGAACAGGAACUCCUUGUUAAGAAGUUCAGAGGGAACCAACAAUAUCUUUGCCUGCUUGAAAACAUCUCAAGAUCUGCAUCAUCAUUACUCAGCUGUUGAAAGAAACAACUUAAUGAGACUUGCUCACACCAUACCAUUUACACCAGUCCAGCUCUUUGCCGGAGAAGAAGUGACGGUCUAUCGGCUAGAAGAGAGUUCGCCUGUGAACCUCGACAAAAGCAUAUCGUCUUGGUCCCAGCGUGGUAUGGCUGCAAUGAUCCAAGUCUUAUCACGGGAGGAGAUGGAUGGGGGUCUGCGGAGAGCCAUGAAAGUCAUUUGUACUUGGUCUGAGAAUGAUGUAUUAAAGUUGGGACAAGUCUUCAUUGUGAAGUCUUUUCUGCCAGAGGUGGUUCAGACCUGGCAAAAGAUCUUUCACGAUGGCACAGUGCUACAUCUCUGCCUGAAGGAGAUACAACAGCAAAGGGCUGCCCAGAAGUUAAUCUAUACCUUCAAUCAAGUGAAGCCUCAUACUAUUCCAUAUACUCCAAGGUUCCUGGAAGUUUUCCUCAUCUACUGCCAUUCAGUCAACCAGUGGCUGACCAUUGAGAAGUACAUGACUGGCGAGUUUCGGAAAUACAACAACAACAAUGGAGAUGAGAUCUCUCCCAGCAGCUUGCUGGAAGAGUUGAUGCUGGCCUUCUCCCAUUGGACCUAUGUGUAUACCCGUGGGGAGCUCCUUGUCCUGGAUUUGCAAGGUGUUGGGGAAAACCUUACUGAUCCAUCUGUGAUUAAACCUGAAGACAAGAAAUCUGGAAAAAUGGUAUUUGGACCAGCAAACCUAGGAGAAAAUGCAAUAAGAAACUUCAUUGCAAAGCACCGUUGUAACUCUUGCUGCAGGAAGCUGAAACUUCCUGAUUUGAGGAGAAAUGACUACAUGCUGGAAAGGCUCAGUCCAGCCUUCGAAGGAGAAACAGAGACAGGAGGAGCUGACAGCGUGGACGAGCCCUUGGAGUAUGACACGCGGUUGUGAAUGGAGCCCACAUACUUGCACGCUCAAAAACUGUCCCCUUAUCAUGGCUGAGGGUCAAUCUGAAAGAAAAAAAUGUAGACGUCUGUGUGCAGCUUCUUGCUGCCCUCUACGUACUGUAUGGGCAAGGAGUCAAAAGCAUCUCUGUAGUUAUCCCUCUCCCGUCCGCUCGGGCUGGUCCUGCUGGUACUGUUCAGUAAACUGCCGGGAGCACGUCAGCCCUUGGCAGGAUGAACUGUUCCAUCAGUGCCUUUUUUGGGGAAAUGUGGUUAAUGAUGCCAAAGUGUGUGUGCUUGCUUAAAAAAAUGACUGCAACCAACAUAUUUCCAUGGAGGAAUGAUUUGAUGUUUUUCUGUCUGCUCUGUAGUAAAAACUACAUGUAUACACAUGUAUAAACCAUUCAUUUUCAGAUGCAGAGCCCACUCAACCCCGUGCUCAUUUUUGUCCUGUGCACAGGAGACUCUUCAAGAAAUUGCAGAAAAAUUAUUCUCUCUUUAUUGUUCAUUUUGAUGCAGUGACAAGUCAAGAGUGUAUGAGAAAUCAGUGGUUUAAACAACAGUUAUGGAUAUAGCAGGUAGAUUGCAAAAUUUUAUGGGAGCUUCAUCUUCAAUUGUUUUCACAUACCAAGACUUUAAUAAAGUCGAACAGUGAAGGGUUGGACCCACAAGUAUCACUGGCCUUUCCCGUUUUGAGUUGAUGGAACUGAAAAAUCCACUAUCUUUAAUACAAACAAGAACUAAACAACGAUCUUGAACAUGAUUCUGUUUUUAACCAGGAUCUGGGUUUUUUAAAAUAUUUUGGCUUCAGAAUGUUUUUAGUUCUUUAAGUUGUAAAUUGCAACCAAGAUUUGAAAAUGCACAAAAAAUAGUAUGUUCCACUUAGUACUUAGCUGCUUAUUGUCAAUGUCAGGCUAUACACAGGAUUUUUUUCUACCAGUGGUGCAGUUAGAUGCAGAUGCUGCAAAAGUAUCCACAUGUUUCUAUUGAUAUCCUGUGAUUUCAGUAGAACCUCUCAAUAUAGAAAAAUCUAGUAUGUGCGAUUUGCUUUGUAGAAUCAGGAUCUAAAGGAACUGCUCAGCAUAAAUAUCUCUAAUACAACUUACAUUGUAUUAGAGAUCACUUUUAUCAUUAAUGAAAAUUUGUACUUUUGUAUUAACAGGAGAAAUACUUAAUCUUGAAAUAUAAGUCAUCAGAAAAUUUUACACUUGAAUACAAAACAAAAUCAUAUUUCCAUCACAACUGAUAGUAAGUACAUUGUUGUGUAAGGGGACUACUUGUGAUGAUUUAUCAUUCAUUUGGUAUAUUUAGAAAAUGUGUAUGUAUACAUAAGAAUUAGAGAUUACAUGUUCCCGGUUUUUGUAUUCAUUAUGAUAUUAUGACACUGACAUAAGCUGUAUGUUUGCCUCAGAUGCCUUCAGUUUGUGAGAGCAUCCUGAAGACAUACUUUUGCUUUUUUCUUAUCAUUUUGGUAAGAUUAUUUUUAUGGAAAAUAAUGCCUCGCUUGUAUUAAUUUGUACUCAUUUUGCAAAAAUGACCCCCCCCCCUUUUUUUUUUUUGAAGCCGUUCAACAUAUUGGCAAGCUUUUGCUUGUCUGUGAAAGUGAUUAAUUGCAUCUCUGCAUAAUGGUGGUGGAUUUUGAUCCCUUUGCUGAUAAGAUAGUGGAUCUACUUCCAAUGAUUAUUCUUUUAAAAUUUGCCUUUAGGAAGAGACCUACUUAGUGCUGUCCUUUAAAGAACAAACUUUCUCUGGAAGUUAUCUAACUUUUAGCAUGCCUUUAAAUUCACUUAAGUUAUAUGAGACUUCAGUAUGCCUUUAAAGUUAAGGACUAUUUAAGUCUUAUCCUGAUAGUGUUGUUUUCCUCACUCAUUGCCAUAAAUUCUUGCAUCAAAAGAAUGGAAUUAUGCACACUUACGUAUUAGACACAAAAAAUAAGCCCCACAGCAGUUUGGGCUUAAGCACCUUUUGUUUCUUUUUGUGUUUCAAAGAUAUUACUAAAUCAUACUUUAGAUUACCUUUUCUUAACAAACAUCCUGUUGCCUUCGAGAGCGAGUGGCUUCUGAAUUCAUAACAAUGCUUGUAAGAACUGCUAUGGUGUUUCAGGUUCAUCUUAUCCCUUUUUAUAAUGUUCCCAUCCAUGUACAUACUGCCCUCACUUCAAUUUAGGGGUUCUCACAAAAUGACUGUCCAUUAUAAAAUACAACUUAUAAAACAUGUUUUAUGUCUAACUUUGCUCAGUGUCAAGUAUUAAUGCAGUGAACCAAGAAAAGAAUGCAUUUGAAAUUGUUCCGUUGUAUACUUGUAGCAGCGCAUUAAUUUUUCCAUACAUGGAGACUAAGCAGAAAAAUUCCAGUGAUUCUGGGUGCUAAUUAAUUUUUCCUCACCUUAUUUUUUCACUUUUUUGGAAGGCCUGCUUUACACUUCACUAAACUGUAAGUUUGGGUAAUUUGUUUAAAAAUCCUUUUUACUCCUACCUUUGUCAUAGUUCAGUACUAAAUAGUAAUGAAAAUAAUUUGAAAAGGUUUAUUUUCUUUUUCUUUUGAGUCCUUGGUGUCUUUCUUGCUCCAGAUUCUAUACUCUUUUUAAAUUGUCUUUUGAUGUCUAAAUGCUGACCACAGAUUGAAGCCUUGGCAUGCUGAAAAAAUGAAAAAAAAAACAAAAACAAAAAACAGUGGCCCUUAGUGGGAAGAGCAGUAAGCCUCGUAUUAAAACCACAGUGCAUGUGGAAAGAGAUUUGCAGGAUAGGGCUCAGCUGCUGCAUGCUUGUUCCAUGACAAGAAAUGUGGAAGAGAAAAUCCUACAUGUCAAACCUUAGUUUUCUGAAAAUUAGUUUCAGUAUUUGUUUUUGCUUGAAAGCACGUUUUGGAUUUUUUUAAUUUAUUCUUCUGAUGGAUUCAGAAUAAGCCCUGCUUACUUCGUUGAAAAAAGUGAGGCAGUAGGUGAUGUAGAAGCUCUGAAAAAAAAUUGAAACCAAAGAACUUGUAAACUCACAUUUUAAUGUGAACUUAAAAGAAGCUUAUUUAAGAAUUCAGCUGAGAUUGCUCAAAACAAAACGUGAAUUUGGCAGCUAUCGUGUUGGAGAUUUAGCUUAAACAUAUAACAAAUAUUCAGACAUUGCAAACCUUAUUCUCAGGAAGGCUUCUUUCAUUUUGUCAGUUGUGGCAUUUUCAGGGUGACUUAAUUGUUGGUACAGUAAACACAGAAGGGAUAUUAGAUGUCUAUUUUCUAGAAAUGGAUUUGUAUUUGAUGUACUUUUGUCAAUCUAUUUCAUCCUGUUUCAAAAGAAUAAAAAUGUAUUUUCAAAAA